Sinocyclocheilus anshuiensis is the source of this 3270-nucleotide messenger RNA. Its product is annotated as zinc finger and BTB domain-containing protein 21-like. The record is from RefSeq and is a predicted model, not a curated record. The transcript is spliced from 2 exons. NCBI's taxonomy places the organism in Eukaryota, Metazoa, Chordata, Actinopteri, Cypriniformes, Cyprinidae. Gene Ontology annotation, cellular component: nucleus. Gene Ontology annotation, molecular function: protein binding; DNA-binding transcription factor activity, RNA polymerase II-specific. The coding region runs from base 128 to 3208 and encodes 1026 amino acids. Gene Ontology annotation, biological process: regulation of transcription by RNA polymerase II.
UCCCUAGAGUGGGAUGACGUCAAAUACAAGAUGGAUGGAAUCACGACUGCUUCAUGCUCAACGCAACUCUGAAACAAAGUCCAGUGUCGGAGCUCCGGGGCAUCCAAAGCCACCAAACUAGGCCAAAAUGGAGAGCCUGGGGUACUACUGUAACCCUUCCCAUGGUAUUUCACUGCUGGGUGCCCUCAACGAGCAGUGGUUGAAGGGUCAGCUCUGUGAUGUUGUGUUGUUAGUGGGUGAUCAACAGUACCAGGCCCAUAAAAGCGUCCUUGCAGCAUGCAGUGAAUAUUUCCAGUCUGUGUUCUCCAGAAGGGACUCAGAGAACCGCUCCAUUGUUCAGCUUGACUUUUGUGAGCCUGAUGCAUUUGAGAUUGUGCUAAACUACAUCUACUCAUCAUCUCUGUUUGUGGAGAAAUGCAGCCUGGCAGCUAUACAGGAGAUGGGAUAUAGCCUCGGCAUUCCCUUUCUAACCAACAUCAUGUCUGUAAGACCUCAGGCGUCAUACUCUGUGUCAAGAAAACGGAUGUCGCUCUCUGAGGAGGAGGAUGGUGCUUCUCAAAAGAGAAGUGUUAUUGUACAUCAAGGUCAAGGUGAGCAGCCUGGCAUGGAUGUGUUUCAGAGGAAAAGUUCGACUCUUCAGGGAAAACUGUUUAAACAGGCCACAGAGCCACCUUCGCUCACACACGAUUUUAGUAAUCAGAGCCAAUCCUCAGGACACGUCAGACCAAAUGAAAAAGAGACAAACAGUACCUCUAACAGCAGAAAUUCAAACAAAAACAAAGACGAUGGUGAUUGCAGAUAUAUCAUCUCCUCACCAACAUCCAUACUGAGACGUCGAACUGAAUACCGAUCGGCACCUAUGAGGCCACAACUAACAUCCUCAGUGUCAUUCAGUGAGUCUGUACAGCACACUAGCCUACAUUCAGAUCAAACUGAAGGCGCCAUUGAUGGAAGAAUGGAAGCAUUUCAUGAUUCCAGGCCAGUGGGUGAUCAUCAAGGUCCAUGCAACCAAACCGUAGACCGAAGUGGGCCACUUAUUAAAAGUCUGCUGCGCAGAUCAUUGUCAAUGGAUAGUCCCGUUCCUGUAUUUUCUCCAGCUCUGGAGCUGAAGGACUCACAAAGUCGAGAACAGUCUGUAGUCAAGUUAAUUACCACAACAGCAAGGUUGCCAUCCCCUGAAAAUGAGGAUCGAGAAAUGCCACUUCUUCUCAGGUCGAGACAACGAAAUGCAUACGAGAUGGAUGGCACUCAAACAACUCAACUCCGAAUUAAAGCGGAGCCCAGCAGUCCCCUUGCUGACCCUUCUGAAAUUGUUCGCAUUACUGUUGGAGACAAUCUGCCGGUAAAUUUCAAAGACUUUCAGGCAAACUAUGAUGAAGGUCCCAGAGGGUACUUCACUCCCUCGAUGAAGAGGAAGACUAAGAUAGAUGGUAGUUAUAUGCCCUUUAAGAGAUCUAGGCCUGUUAAUGAGCAUCAUCUGUUGCAUCAUGAAAGCACAUUUGAUGAGGUACCCUACAAUUCCAACAUGGACAAUAGUAAUGAAGAACCUGGAGAACUUCGGCCAAACAAAAUGUUUAAGUGCUGGAACUGCCUGAAGGUUUUCAGGUCCAGUGCAGGUCUGUAUCGCCAUGUGAACAUGUACCACAACCCAGAGAAGCCGUAUGCUUGCGACAUCUGCCACAAACGCUUUCACACAAACUUCAAAGUCUGGACUCACUGCCAAACCCAACAUGGCGUGGUGCAAAAUCCCGCACCCUCUUCUAGUUCCUAUUCUGUCCUGGAUGAAAAGUUUCAGAGGAAGCUAAUUGAUAUUGUCAGAGAGCGGGAAAUAAAGAAGUCCUUGAUUAUGAAGCUCCGGAGAUCCAAGCAAGGCCUGCAGUCACAACCCUUCGGCAGGAAAAACAGGCGAUCGAGGUCCUACGGAUGCCCCUACUGUGGUAAAAUGUUUUUCUUUCAAUCACACUUAAAACUACAUAUGAAAGGACACUCCGCUGAGCCGGCUAACCUUGACAUGGAUGCAGAGAGAGACCUUCAAUACAAGCAGCAGCAGCAGUUGACACAUCUUAAAGAAAGCCAAGAUAAGGACAUCUUUUCUUGCCGGCUCUGCAAUGAGAAACUGCCCUUUUUGACUGAAUUAGAAGACCAUGAGAGAGCUUGUAGGUAUGCUACCGUCUGCCCAUACUGUGGACUUCGAUUCUCCAACUCAGUUGUCAAGAAAGACCACGAAGCUCACUGCAAGUACAAAAAGCUGACCUGUCUUGAGUGUAUGCGCACGUUUAAGUCUUCUUUCAGCAUAUGGCGUCAUCAGGUGGAAGUUCACAAUCACAAUAUGAUGAGUGUGAAGGAGCAGUUGACUCUCGGUCUCCAGGAGAGCAAUCUUGACGAAACAUCCAACGUUCUCGGAGUUCCUCCUCCUUCUCAGGAGUCGAUACGUGACUCCAGAGAGGAAGCAGUGUACAGUGACUCAUCAGUUCCGCCAAUGUAUGAUUCUGAAGACUCAUCGUCUUAUGUCCCAGAGGACUUGAGCGCUCACGGUCAAGGGGAGCUGCAGGUCAAAGAGGAACCUCAAGAGGAAGCAGUAUCAGCCAAGGAUGGCAUGAGCACCGCUUCUGUUGGAUCCGAGGAACCAGGCGUUUGGCCUUGUGAGAAGUGUGGGAAGCUUUUCAGUGCCCACAAAGACCUGGAACGACAUCAGGAACUGCUUUGCCACAUCAAACCCUUCAUCUGCCACAUAUGUCACAAAGCAUUCAGGACCAACUUCCGCCUCUGGAGCCACUACCAGUCCCACAUGUCCACGCCCGAAGAGCCAGGGAUGAGAGAGAUUGACAGGCUUCAGUCUUCUCCAUCUCCUUCUCCACCUCUCACAAUUUCCAUCCCAGAGCCUCCAGCUUCUCAAGAACCUCCAUUCAAAGCAACCCAUUCUGGGAUGGACGCCUCAGAAGAGGAACCUAGAGGCUCCAUGUCACCGUCAACCAAACUCAAGAAGCCAGAGCAGGACAAAAAAGGUGACGAUGAGCCUAGGGAACAAUCUCACGGCAAGUCCGACAGCACAGACAAAAGUAUCACCCCUCAGGAAUCUGACACGCUAUUUUACCAUGCCCCAACUCUCUCUGCGCUUACCUUUAAACGGCAGUACAUGUGCAAAUUCUGUCACCGGACAUUUAAGACCGCUUUCAGUCUGUGGAGUCACGAGCAGAGCCAUACGUAAGAGUGCAGAGUUGCACAUUUGUAGCCCUAACCAUUAAAGUUGACUAACUUGGACCUUGUCUC